Molecule: messenger RNA, 1074 nt
Organism: Glycine soja
Lineage: Eukaryota; Viridiplantae; Streptophyta; Magnoliopsida; Fabales; Fabaceae
Product: acid phosphatase 1-like
Exons: 4
Coding region: 168-965 (265 amino acids)
Molecular function (GO): acid phosphatase activity
Source: RefSeq, a predicted model, not a curated record
CUUUGGUAUCAAAUUGGGAAUAACGUGAUAUCGUCAACCAUCCUUUGCAAUUGCAAGAAUCUUUAGUUUUUUUAUUUCUUCCCAUCAGUGUCUCUUUCAGUUGAGUGCCUUACUUUUAACGCAGGUACAAAGAAGGAAGAAGCACGCGUGGGGGUGUGGGUGAAUAUAUGGCGAAAAGAGUACCAGUAGGAGAGUUGUUGGUGUUGGUGUUAUUAUUGUUGGCACCAAAGACAAAGGCAAUGAGCAUAACAAGAGGUCAUAAUAAAAGCAGGGGCAAAGAGUCCUCUGGUUCUAGUGAUGAGGGGGGUGCAAUUAGCUUUUGUUUGAGUUGGAGAUUGGCAGUGGAGGCAAACAAUGUGGUUGCAUGGCCAACAGUUCCACCUCAGUGUUCCCGAUAUGUUGAGACUUACAUGAUCAAUGGCCAGUACGACCGGGACUUGGACUUGAUUGUGGAGGUAAUCUUGGCUUAUGUCAACCAAACUUUUCUCCUUGGGGAUGCCAUGGAUGCUUGGAUUUUGGAUGUUGAUGACACUUGCAUCUCCAAUAUCUAUUAUUACAAAGGCAAGAAAUAUGGGUGUGAUCCGUAUGACCCAUUUUCCUUUAGGACGUGGGCCAUGAAAGGAGGGUGCCCUGCAAUUCCUUCCGUACUAAGGUUGUUUAACAUAUUAGUAGAUAAAGGAUUCAAAGUAUUUUUACUCACCGGAAGAGAUGAAGAGACCCUUGGUCAAGUUACCCGGAACAACUUGCACAAUCAAGGAUUUAUUGGCUAUGAACGCCUUAUUUUGAGGAGUUCAGCAUAUAAAGGGAAAAGUGCAAUGAAAUACAAAUCCGAUGUACGAAAGCAGUUAGAGGACCAAGGUUACAGGAUAUGGGGGAAUGUGGGAGACCAGUGGAGUGAUAUCCAGGGAGAUUAUUUGGGGAACCGUACUUUCAAGCUACCUAAUCCCAUGUACUUUGUUCCCUAAUCCUAUGAUUUACAUGUAUUAUGAACUUGUGGCUAAUUAAAAUAGCCGACAUGCAAAUGUAUUUGGCAUCAAUAAUUUACUUUUGGGUGCUGCUACCAAGUUUAUACAA